Oncorhynchus gorbuscha (pink salmon) is the source of this 2646-nucleotide messenger RNA. Its product is annotated as olfactomedin-like protein 2B. The record is from RefSeq and is a predicted model, not a curated record. Gene Ontology annotation, biological process: signal transduction. NCBI's taxonomy places the organism in Eukaryota, Metazoa, Chordata, Actinopteri, Salmoniformes, Salmonidae. The coding region runs from base 274 to 2460 and encodes 728 amino acids. The transcript is spliced from 8 exons.
CAGGGGUCAUACCUAUCACUUACAGCGAGGGCAACACAAUCAUUUCCACAAUCAUUUUCAGGACUCUAAAUACAUCUCGGAUUAACAUCCAUUGCGAGAUCACAUUUUUUGGUAUUUUAUCAUGGACAUCUUAUUAUAACAUUUGAAUAUUCCUUAUUAUAACAUUUGAAUAUUUCAAACUACUUUAUUAUUUUUACAAUUCGCUGCAGAGAGUUUCAAAUACAUCAUUUUUUGAUUAGCAAUUUAUCAAUUGUGCACCUGGUAAUUUAGGAGAUGGUGUCUAGGUUGCAGAUAUUGCUCUUGUUGUGGUGUGCGGUCGCUCUCACUUGGGCACAAGUUGCAUUCAGCGACGUAAUGGAUAAUGGAAUAAAAGAGGAACUAGAACAGACCGACGGACCACUGCUAGAUGAUGAGAUGGACAACCAGGAGAACGUUUUAACUCAGCUGCUGGGAGAUUAUGACAAAGUGAAAACGCUGUCGGAAGGCUCAGACUGUCGCUGUAAAUGUGUUGUCAGACCGCUGAGCAGAAGUGCCUGCCGGCGGAUAGAGGAGGGCGCCGCUAAGCCCGAAGACUUUUACACAGUGGAGACCCAAUCGGGGCCCAGUUGUAAAAAGUGUGCCUGUAUAGCCCCGCCCUCUGCUCUGAAUCCCUGCGAGGGAGAUUACAGGUUCAAGAAGCUGCAGGAGGCGGAGAAAGAUGACAUCAAGCUCUCAACAGUAAUGGAGUUACUGGAGGGAGCGUUUUACGGGAUGGAUCUAUUAAAGUUGCACUCAGUUACAACCAAACUCCUCAACCGGGUUGACAAUAUAGAAAAGACCUUUUCUUGUAACCACACGGAGAAGGAUAAAGUGAGUAUGAGGAGCCCCUCUAGUGAGGAAAAGGAGAGAGAGAAGGAGAGAAGAGCCCAGCAGUGGAUGGAAAAGAGAAAACGUCUGACUGAGCUGGAGCCGUCCCUGCAGAAGGAUACAGCUGCAGCUUAUGCUAACACAGAGAAGAAGUAUGAGGAGCGCUACAUUGGGGCCAAGGGCCAGGGGACCACCAGGCCCAUGCUGAAGAGGAGCCAGCAGCAAAACAGGGAGGAGCCCCAGAAAGGCAAGGUGGGACUCAACGGCAUGGUCAUCAGAGGAGUGACUUUCUACAAGGCCAACACGGUGGACGAUGGAGCCGCUGAGGAGCUCACAGCAGACGAAGCCCUGAGCGGUGAUGGUUCCAUGGACCUGCUCAUCGAUGACCAGCUCCUGAGACCCACCCAGCCCAGACCUGUAGCAGGCACCCCGACACCAACAUCGCAAGACAGGAAGUGGAACCCAGACAACCAGGCCACCCGUGCCUCCAAAACAGCCCCUAGUCCCCAAGGGAAUCCCACCACAUCUGCCCCUAGAGCUACCGAGACACCAUCAACCACUGUCUUCAUCCCGACCACAACCAUUCCAACCACAACUACGGCCGCAGCAACCAUCACUACUACAAAGGUUGCGGCAAGCGCAAGCACCACUCAACCAGUGGCCACUAUGAAACCUGAAACCUUGUCUGUUUUGACCACGUCUCUAACCGCUGCAGUGCGACAGGUCAACAGCACCACAGCCCCACCCAGCAAGGUGACUGGUGCACCCAAACCCAAGCAUCACAUCAGCUGGACAGAGGGCCACUCAGAGGUCCCCUCGGCGAUCCCUAAAGUCCCUGGCAUGUGCAAAGACACUCUGGCCUCCAUCUCGGACCCAGUGACCCAUAACACCUAUGGCCGGAAGGAAGGGGCCUGGAUGAAGGACCCAAAAGGCAACGCAAAUGUCAUAUAUGUCACCAACUACUACUACGGUAACCAUCUACUGGAAUUCCACAACAUGGACAACUUCAAACAAGGACACUACACUAAUUCCUACAAGCUACCGUACAACUGGAUCGGCACAGGCCACGUGGUGUACAACGGAGCUUUCUAUUACAACCGCGCCUUCUCCCGUGACAUCAUCAAGUUCGACCUGCAUCUGCUCUACGUGGCGGCCUGGACGACGCUGCACGAUGCCGUGUUAGAGGAGGAGGACGCCUCCUGGAGGUGGCGAGGACACUCGGAUAUCGACUUUGCGGUGGAUGAGAGCGGCCUGUGGUUAGUGUACCCUGCUCUGGAUGAGGAGGGCUUCCAUCAGGAAGUAAUCAUCCUAAGCCGUGUGAACCCAACCGACCUCAGCCUCCAGAGUACGUUCAGAACGGGCCUGAGGAGACACUUCUACGGAAACUCCUUUGUCAUUUGUGGUGUCCUGUAUGCAGUGGACAACUACGAACGCACCCACGCCAAUAUAUCCUACGCCUUCGAUACGCACACACACACCCAGAUGAUCCCCAGAAUACCUUUCACAAACAACUACACAUACACGACGCAAAUCGACUACAACCCUAAGGACAAAAAGCUGUACGCAUGGGACAACGGUCACCAGGUGACCUACAAUGUUAUAUUUGCAUAUUAAAAAGCAGACGAGUAGUGAUCCAUAUAAUAAAGGGACGAGCACUUUUUUGUAUUAAAGAUCCUAAAUAUAUACACUACCAUUCAAAAGUUGAAGAACACCUACUUAUUCAAGGGUUUUUAUUUGUACUAUUUUCUACAUUGUAGAAUAAUAGUGAAGACAUCAAAACUAUGAAAUAACACAUAUGGA